Molecule: messenger RNA, 3620 nt
Organism: Quercus lobata
Lineage: Eukaryota; Viridiplantae; Streptophyta; Magnoliopsida; Fagales; Fagaceae
Product: TMV resistance protein N-like
Exons: 6
Coding region: 243-3620 (1125 amino acids)
Biological process (GO): defense response; signal transduction
Molecular function (GO): ATP hydrolysis activity; ADP binding
Source: RefSeq, a predicted model, not a curated record
CAGAACAGAACCCCAGACUUCAUUUAAAGUUCUCAGUCAUCACCAUAACUGUCCACAAGUUCUCUCUUUUCCUCAAUGCCACAGGAUAUACAAUUUCUUCUUUAACAUACAUUGUCUCUAGCUAUUAUUUUCUCUUCUUAACUGAGCACACGGCAGGUUUUUUACGACCAAUCUUUGGAGUCUCUUGAUCUCCUUGACCUUGACAGUGAUCCGUAUCCCCAAGAUUUGUCCGUGUAUUUCCAAUGGCUUCCAUGAGCACUGAAAAAAUCUCAUCUUCAUCAUCAUUUUCUUCUUCAACAUCACAAUGGAAAUAUGAUGUCUUCCUUAGUUUUAGAGGUGUGGACACCCGCAAGGGUUUUACCAGCCAUCUAUAUGUUGCCUUGGAAGAGAGAGGCAUUCACACCUUUAAAGAUGAUAAAGAACUUGAGGCAGGAAAAUAUAUUUCAUCGGAACUCUCAAAAGCAAUAGAAGAAUCAAAGUUUUCUAUUGUCAUUCUCUCAGAAAACUAUGCAUCUUCAACAUGGUGCCUAGAUGAACUUGCAAAGAUCAUUAGUUGCAGUAAUAAGACAGGAAUGAUAGUUUUACCUGUUUUUUAUAAUGUGGAUCCAUCUGAUAUACGGAAAAAUACAAAAAAAAUUGGACAAGCUUUAGCUAAACAUGAAGAACGUUUCAAGGAGAACAUGGAGAAUGUCCAAACAUGGAGAGAUGCUUUGACAGAAGUGGCUAGUCUCAAAGGGUGGCAUAUGCAGGAUAGGCCUGAGGCAGAAUUAAUUCAAGACAUUGUGAAAGUGAUAUUAAAUAAUCCGACUUACACAUUGUCAGUAGAUACCAAUGGAUUAGUAGGAAUAAAUUCCCGGGUUGAGAAAUUGAAGUCGCUAUUAGCUAUAACGCCAGACAAUAUUCGCAUUAUAGGAAUUUGGGGGGCAGGAGGAAUGGGUAAGACAACUCUUGCUAGAGUUGUUUAUAGAAUGGUUUCCAAUCAAUUUGAAGCUUGUAGUUUUAUUGCUAACAUUAGGGAAUUUUCUGAAAAAAAUGGUUUACAUAAGUUACAACAAGCACUUUUGAAUGAAUUAUUGAUGCGCAAAGAUAUCAAGGUACAUGAUGUUGAUAAUGGAGCUCUCCUGAUCAGGACUAGGUUAUGUCACAAAAAGAUUCUUCUCAUUCUUGAUGAUGUACAUGAUUUAGACCAACUAAAUAAACUAGUUGGGAAGCAUGAUUGGUUUGGCCUAGGUAGUAGAGUUAUAAUUACAACAAGAGAUGCGCAUCUGCUAAAACAUAAAGUAGAUGGAACAUAUGAGGUUGAAGGAUUGGAUUAUGAAGAAUCUUUUCAACUUUUUAACUUGAAAGCUUUUAAACAAGAGCAUCCUAAUGAAGAUUUUCUAGAGCUAUCCCAAUCCUAUGUACAUUAUGCUAAUGGCCUUCCUCUAGCCAUUGAUGUUUUGGGUUCCUUUUUGUUAGGGAGAAGUAAAGAUGAAUGGAAAAGUGAAUUAGAUAGGCUUAAAGAAUUUCCUGAAAGAAAAAUUCUCGAUACACUUAAAAUAAGCUUCAAUGGACUAGCAGAAACAGAGAAGGAAAUUUUCUUGUAUAUUGCAUGUUUCUUUAAUCACAUGGAUCUAGAUACCAUCAUAGAAAUAUUAGAUUAUCUUGAGCUUUAUCCUAAAAUUGGAUUAAGUGUUCUUAAAGAUAAAUCUCUCAUCAAUUGGCAAGAUAAUCAUUUGUGGAUGCAUGAUUUACUCCAAGAAAUGGGUCGAGAUAUAGUUCAUCAAGAGUCCCUUAACAAUCCUGGGGAGCGUAGCAGAUUGUGGUUGUGUAAAGAUAUUGACAAUGUGCUAACAAAAAAUACGGGAACAAAAAAAAUUCAAGGCAUAGUCUUACGGCCUUGUAGUUGUGCCUAUUCAAAAGGGGCAGACUGGAAUCCUGAAUCCUUUUCAAAGAUGCCUUGCUUGAAAUUGCUCAAAAUUGAUGGCGUUCAUCUAAUGCAUGAUCUCAAACAUCUUCCUGAGAGCUUAAGAUUUCUUGAUUGGAGUGAGUACCCUUUGAAAUCUUUGCCAUCAGAUUUCCCAUCAAGUGAGCUUGCUAAACUUUGCUUGAACUACAGCUACACUGAACAACUUUGGAAAGGGAAAAGGUCUUUUAAGAAGUUAAAAUACAUUCAAGUGAACUGGUCUGAAAAGCUUAUUGAAACCCCAGACUUCACCGAAGUCCCAAUUCUUGAGAAAUUGGAUCUUGAAGGUUGUAUAAAUUUACGUAAGAUCCAUCCAUCUACCAGUGUUCUUAAAGAACUUACUCUUCUUAAUCUAAGAGGUUGCAUAAACCUUAGAAGACUUCCAAACAAGUUCGACAUGAAGUCUCUUGAGAUUCUUAUUCUUUCUAGCUGCGUAAAAGUAAAACGAAUUCCAGAGUUUGGGGAAAACAUGGACCGUGUAUCAGAACUCUACUUGGAUAACACUAAUAUUACAAAAUUACCCACAUCAAUUGGGAAUUUGACUAGUCUUGCUUCAUUGAGUAUAAGAGAUUGCAAAAAUCUUAUGUCCCUUCCUAGCACCAUGUGCAAUAUAAAGUCACUCAAAUGUCUCGAUUUUUCUGGAUGCCCAAAACUUUGCAAGCUUCAAGAAAACUUGGAGAUUGUUGAAAGUGAUACAAGUGGAACUACGAUAAGACUGAUGCCUUCUUUUAAUUUUCACUUCAAAACUCUAAAAAAACUAGUUGUCGGUGGAUUUAAGCCUAGAAGUCCCAAUCUCAUGGACCUGUUAUGGACUUCUCAAUGGCGAUUGACUUCUUUGACUAAAUUGAAACUAGAAGACUGCAAUCUGAUGGAAAUCCCCAAUGAUAUUGGCUGUCUAUUCUCUUUAAAAAAAAUAUGUCUAUCUGGAAAUAGUUUUGUUUGCAUUCCUGAGAGCAUUGGUCAGCUAUCUAAUUUGACAUGGAUGGAAUUGGAUUAUUGCACAAAACUUAGAUCGUUGCCAAAGCUUCCACUGAAUAUUGAUUAUAUUAGGGGAUUUGGUUGUACCUCAUUGGAAAUAGUACCAGAUCUAUUAAAGCCAAAUUCUUCCUGUGAGCCACGACUCUAUCUUUCAGGUUGCAGUAAACUGGCUCACAAUCGCGUUGACAUUUUUUUGGCACGGAUAAAAAAGCAUCUUCAGGGACUCACUCUUGACGACAGAUAUGACACUCUACAUUUUGAAAAGAGAUAUGACAUCAUUGUUCCUGGAAGUGAAAUUCCAGAGUGGUUUAGGCAUCAAAAUAUAGGAUUUGAAGUGAAUAUAAAAGAACCUUCUCAUUUGUGUAAUGAGUGGAUGGGGAUUGCUAUUUGUGCUGUAUUUUGUUCUGAACAAAAAUUUGACAGUUCAGUUAAAUGCUUUUUGAUAGCCAAUGGAAUACACUCUUUUUUGGUAGCAGGCUAUGCCCACAUUUUUUUUUUAUCAGAUAAUAUUUGGCUACUUUAUUUGCUUCCUCAAUAUUUCAAAGAGGAAUACAGAAAAUUAUUGUGGGAAUGUGAUGAGAAUGGAUUCAGUCAUUUUAGAGUUUGUUUUGAAACCUGGGGCUUGGAGAUGAAGAAAUGUGGGAUGCAUAUGGUAUACAAGAAAGACAUGGAAAAUCUCAGCCAAACUAUGGCUUAG